AUGUCGACGUCUUCGCGUCUGCUCUCGCGAGCGCUCGUGCUCGGAGCUCUGCUCGCGGGCUUGGUCGACGGAGCGGCGCCGUACUGUGUCCCUGGACAAGCAUGCUUUCCUACGCUGCCAGUUCUAGACGCGUUCAACUUGACGGUUGGCGGACGUCUCAAGGCUCCUGCACCAUACGCGUCCGUAUGCUAUCGCGAGGAGUGGGAUGAAGGCGCAUGCCAAACCCUCUUCCAGUCCGAGUUGUCUGGGUCAUUUCGAGUAGAACAGCCUAACGCGCUGAUGUUCACCAACUGGGAGCUGAACGGCGACGUCGGAUGCCCCCAGCCUUAUUCGCUACCUACCUCGCCACUUCCAGGCAACUGUACUCUGGGCUCCCUUCCCGCCUAUGAAGUAUUCGCAAUGAGUGCUCUUGACAUCAGUCGCUCCGUGACGUUCGCCGCGAAGCAUAAUCUGCGUUUGAGGAUUAAGAACACAGGACAUGAUUACCUCGGUCGUUCCUCGGCACCUGGUUCCUUCACUAUAUGGACCCACCAGCUCAAGAACACGAGCUACGUUCCUCAUUUUGUCCCGGAUGGUUGUCAACGAACAGCAACUCCGGCCAAUGCUUUGAUUGCUGGCGCAGGCAUUGAGGUACUAGAUCUUUGGAGGGCUGCAGAUCAGCACAAUGUGACAACUAUCGGCGGUUUUAUUCCUACUGUCGGUGCUGCCGGCGGGUACAUGCUGGGAGGCGGUCUUGGUCCACUGAGCCGACUAUACGGGAUGGGCGUGGACAAUGUCUUACAGUACAAGGUGGUUACUGCAGAUGGAACGAUCAAAAUCGCCAAUGAAUGCACGAACACGGACCUGUUUUGGGCUCUGCGUGGUGGAGGCGGAACCUUUGGGAUCACUACGGAGGUUACCGUCAAGGCGCAUCCGCCUUUACUAGGCGUCAACGGUGUCAAUGCCACAUUUUUGGCCAAUUCAACCCAGGCAUUUGCCCAGGCGAUCAGCGUUUUGCUCGGGAUGCAGGCGACGCUUGGCGACGCAGGUCUGAGUGGAGUAUCUGAGCUCGUGAGUUAUGGAGCCUGCCCUUCGUGCAUUCCUGAUGUAUGCAUAUCUGUCAGCUAUAUCCAGGAGACGCCCGAGGAGACACUCGCGUUGUUCGGUUCCAUGAGGAACAUACCUGGCGUUCAAAUCGCCUUCUCGACGUCAUCGUUUUCCACUUGGCUUAACGCAUACAAUGGCUUCAUCGAGCCCGCCAUGGCAGGAAGGGACGCUGUCGGGGUGAAUAUUUUACUUGGGGAUCGCGUGUUGAUGAAGGACACCAUGACAAACGAGCAAACCGUCGACGUCCUUGGCGCUUUCAUCGCAAACAUGUCGACUCCGAUCAUUCUUCAGGCCGUUGCAGGUGGAGCAGUCAGCUCCUUUGACCCGACAUCCACAUACACGUCCGUGCAUCCAGGGUGGCGAACGGCUCUACUUCAUGCGAACUUUCCCGUUUUUGACCUCACACAGCCCGCCUUGACAGCCCAACAGAACGAGACCCUCAGACGUACCCUUGAUGGCAUCGAUCGAAUCAUCUAUCCCGAGGGCAACCCAGUGGCAUACUAUAAUGAGGAUUGGCCCGGCGAGCCGAAUUGGCAGGCACGAUGGUUUGGGGGAAACUAUGAGCGAUUGUUGAAGAUCAAGAAGACAGUAGAUCCAUCGGGCGUUUUCACAUGCAACAAUUGCGUCGGGAGUGAGGUGUUCGGAGUGUAA
Molecule: messenger RNA, 1737 nt
Organism: Punctularia strigosozonata HHB-11173 SS5
Lineage: Eukaryota; Fungi; Basidiomycota; Agaricomycetes; Corticiales; Punctulariaceae
Product: FAD-binding domain-containing protein
Exons: 7
Coding region: 1-1737 (578 amino acids)
Molecular function (GO): oxidoreductase activity; FAD binding
Source: RefSeq, a predicted model, not a curated record